This is a messenger RNA of Cladophialophora yegresii CBS 114405, 3453 nucleotides long. RefSeq lists its product as uncharacterized. Lineage: Eukaryota; Fungi; Ascomycota; Eurotiomycetes; Chaetothyriales; Herpotrichiellaceae. The record is from RefSeq and is a predicted model, not a curated record. The coding region runs from base 1 to 3453 and encodes 1150 amino acids. The transcript has 2 exons.
AUGACCACGAACGACAGGUUCGACGACCUGGCGCGACAGCUCACCCAGGGACUCUCCCACCUGAAUACUAUCAAUGCCGAGGCAAAGCACGAUAGCGACAAGACUCGUCUUGCAAUAAUUGACGCUGCAGAAUCAAUUCGCGCCAAGGUGGCCGUUGAGGUGGAGGCAGGUCGACACCACACAAGUCACGAAGUCGCAAAAGGUCGAGCAGUAUCCAAGGCCGAGGCGCAAAAGACCAGGCAACACAUUACGAUUGAAUCCACCUCCAAUCGAGCGGAACUUCGUAACGCUCAUCGAUCGACCGUUGGACAUGUCGGUCGCCGCAUCGACCUCGCACACCAGAAAACGAGAGCUCACCUUCAAAAUAGGCUAGAGUCCAUGCAAAAGAAGGAUUUGGACGAGAGGACAAGGUUGCACUUCAUCAACAGUUUCAGAGUUCCAGAACUGAAUGAGCGGCGCCACCAAAUAUCGGAAGCUCACACCGGCACGUAUGAAUGGAUCUUUGCUGAAAACCUGGAGACACAAUACCCGGCGACAACAGGCAUCAGGAGAUCCUGGGACAGCUUCACUGACUGGCUCCUGUCAUCGUCACCAAUGUAUUGGAUUCACAGCAAAGCUGGGAGCGGGAAAUCAACGUUGAUGCGUUUCAUGUCCAAGCAUGAGAAGACUCGGGAACUGUUAGACAAAUGGGCGAGGCCAUGGACGACGAUCGUCCUGACUUGGUAUUUCUGGAACUCAGGGAGUCAGGCCCAGCGAAGUCUGAAGGGCGCUCUUUGUGCACUACUAUUUCAGCUCCUGUCUAGCCACCCUGACAUUGCGACCGAUAUCCUGAGGAACGAACCUCAUCUCAGUCGUCGAGAUACUGUAGCAGACUGGUCUCAAGCGGACCUAAUCAACCUGGCCUCCAACAUGUUCUCAUCUUUUAGUGGGCACAUCGCUGUGUUCCUUGACGGACUCGACGAGUUUGACAGGGACGAGGAUGUCAAGGCAUUGUUCGAUCUGCUGCACUCCCUCACCAAAACGUCUAGGGUCAAAAUCUGCUUCUCAAGCCGACCAGAACGGCGAUUGGAGCUCGAGCUGGGCCACCUUCCACAGCUACGACUACAAGACAUGACAUCUCAUGAUAUGAGACAUUACAUCACCAAUAGAUUGCGCCCAGCAUUUCCACAUUGGAGCUACACAGGAUUCGACAGCUUUGUUGAGAAAAUAGUGCACAAGGCCGACGGAGUAUUUUUGUGGGUAUAUCUCGUCACAAAGAACCUCCAACAAGGCUCAUUACACUCAGACAGCUAUGGUGUUCUGAUGGAACGGUUAGAACUCCUGCCCGCGAAGAUGGAGACUCUGUACGAGCAUAUGUGGCGAUCACUCAAUGGAGACGAAGACUUGCCGACCUAUCGUAGGCAAGCCGCACUCUUUUUCAGCUUUCACGCCCAUUUCCCCCUAUCAUUGCUCCAUUUUGUACUUGCUACGGAUGAAGAUCUGUGCGCCCUGGCAUCCGAUAUGACGCAGGCUGGUAUCUUUACCAUCAAGCUCCACAAGGCAUGGCUCCGGAUGAAUUCCUUGUUGCAGACUCGGUGCGCUGGGCUACUCGAAAUAGGAGGCAUCAAUCCACGACUAGCGCCUUGGGUUUAUAGGCAAAGCGAAGCAGACUUGAACCUUUCGACAGCAGCAUUCGAGACAGACUCCAACGAUAUUGAUCAGAUUUUCCGAUUAUCGCGGGCUCUCCAAUGCCGAGGAAGGGUGCAGUUCUUUCAUCGUACUGCAAGAGACUUUCUGCUGGAUAAACCUGUAGGGCAAGAGCUCAUGAAACGGUACACCUUGUCCACACAAGAUGUGGCUGAGAGACUGUUAAAGGCCGAUUUGGCAACGCGACUCUCCGGCAUGUAUCAUCCUUCAGAUUUUGAAGAUACUGAAUCCUGGCGCGGGUUCGAGUGGGAUAAGCUGACUCAAAUGCUCAGGCUGAUAGGGAAUCUAGAUAAAAGUGGUGCAGACGAAAAAGUUGCGGAGUUUCAGUACAAGCUGUUGCAGCUUAUCGACACUACAUACCGCCAGGAAUUGAUGCCCAAAUGGCACAACUUCGUUGAUCCGGUCAGCCGACACAAUUGGUACCUGGCGAUAGUCUUCGGAUUCGAUUCGCCGGAUCUAUGGGGGUUGGUGAUGUGUUGUAUCUCGUCAAGCACCCUCACUACAGUGAUACUACACAACGGCCCGGACGAUAAAGAGUUUGCAACUUACCUUCUCCACGAGUUGUGUCGAAAGCCACAGUUUAUGCAAGCAGACCUCUGGUCAGUACGAGUCUUGCUUAAUACCGGUGCCUAUCCAAAUGCAAUCGGUGGGUUCAGUCCCAAGGAUUGCACCCGGAGAAGUCCAUGGCAGCAGUUUGUGCUACGCUUCAUGGAGCUUGAGCAAGGAAAAACUGCCGAGUCAAGAGACCAGGCCAUGCAAGGGCAAACCGUCGCAACAGUCAGAAGCUUUCUGCACCACGGGGCUGAUCUGACCGAGUGUUCAGUGGUUGUGAGGAGUUGGGAUAGGAUGAGGUAUCUCGAGACUCUCAGCAGUAUCCAAGGAUACCCCCUAGACAUAUUUGCAUGCGAUGUCAUCCGUGAUGGAGAUGUCCUGUCUAUCGUCAACGGGGCAUACCUGCUACGCCAAUUACAUUUGACGAUUCCAGAUGCCUGCAGAGAGGGGAAACUCGAAGAAUUCACUGCACUGGUUGGUGUAGCCCCAUUGCGUCAAAAUUUGGCCAUAGCGGGCUUCGGCACGACGCUCUAUCGGCUCUCGUCGGAUCAUCCAGAUCCGAUCCAGGAAACGAUUGCCGCUACGCGUAGUGGCAGACGGGACCAAGAGAGCGUAGCAUCGACACUUGCGCCCCAGUUCUUUCAAUCACACCGACAAGUGCAGUUGUCGGUUCUGCUGGGAGAGCAGGCAUGUGCGCCAGUGGUCAAGGCCAAGAUCGAGGAUGGGCAAAGCUGGAGCGUCAGCUUGAAGUGGUCCUAUCGGCAUCAGGCGGCAAGGCAGACACUGCACGUCCUGUAUAAAUGUUCCCUAACCUGUAAGGAACAAGUACUUAACGGUGCGGCGCUCCCACGAAUCAUCGAUAAAGCCCUCUUGCACCUUUCGACCUUUCAAAAUCAUUUCGGCUUGUUGGCUGAAUCUACUUUAACCAAGCACCGACUCGAGGCGGCAGAAGAAUCGUUUUGGCCCAAGUUGUGCCUGAUGUAUGAUGAACGUCGGUGUAGAUAUGAAGGCUCGCAAUUCUUGCUCAAACAGCUCGACGCAGACUUCCAUGACCUGGCCACUAUGUUAAGGUCACAUGGGUUCAAGAACCUGGGCUUCACAGGGACACAGUUCGCGUUGGACAACGAAGGUCGCCGGAUACCUUGGUGUUCCGAAGAGCCUCUAGCGUCCGAUGACUCUUCGGAGGCCACAAAUCCUGAGCAAGGAAGCGUGUAA